AUGAAUGGAGUUAAAAAACUCAAGAGUGAGUCAACCGAGUUGCCUGAUUGUGUUAUAUCACAUAUCUUUUCCAUGUUAACUUUGAAGAAUUUAGUGAAAACCAGUGCAUUGUCUAAACAAUGGUAUCACGAAUGGGGAUUACGAAAGGACCUCAAUUUUGAUCACCAUAACAUCCUUGAUUAUAAUAGAAUUCCGAAGUUACCGAAAACCCUUCCACACUUUCAACAGAUCCAAUCUCAAUUUGCGACAAGUUUGGAUAAUUUCAUGCAGAAAUAUUCCGGUGACACGAUCAGUUCAAUCCGAGUAAAAUUUCCAUUAGGUGCCGAUCAUACUUAUGCCAUUGAUGGAUUGAUUCACAAAGCAGUUCUUAAGGGAGCCAAUCGUAUUGAGCUGCUUUUCGCAUAUGAAACUCAUUUAAAAAUAGAGCCAUACAAAUUUUUAUUUCCUUUCUUGCCUGGCCGUAAUUCUCUCACAUAUCUACACCUACAGAACUGCCAUAUAGCCGCAACUAUGGAAUUUUCUGGAUUGGAGAAUUUGAGAACUCUUGUGUGUACUUUAGUUCCUGUGGAGCAGAAUAUGCUUCAGAAUCUGUGUUUUAACUGCAUCCGUCUUGAGAACUUCACUCUUAAUGAAUGUGAGUUCCUAUCUGACUUAGAAAUAACUAGUCCAACAUUGCUUCAUUUGAACAUCGACUGCAGUAGUACCAGUGCCACGAGGACAGAGUCGAGAAAUAUUAAUAUCACUGCAUCAAAUCUCUUAUCCAUUGAAUAUACUUCCAAGGAUAUCUAUUUUUCACACAGAUUGCACAUACUGAGCAUUAACUCUCCUAUGUUAUCCAAGCUUACCUACACUUGUGCUAAACUAUUUAAUCUUGAGUCUUCUAGACUGACAAAUGUUACAACAAUUGUGUUGUAUGGACUCUUUCUAGAUUAUGACAUAGCUCAUUUGUUUUCUAAAUGUCUCCAACUGGAAGAUGUCACCAUUAACCUGUGCCGGUUCACGCGUGAUUUAAAAAUUAUCAGUGCAAAGUUGCGUCGUUUGAGAAUAAUUCAUUGUCACCGUGUGACUUUCCGUUCUUGUAAGAUCGAUAUUCAUGCUUUGAAUCUCUCAUCCUUUGAAUAUAGAGAUUUCAAGAAGAUGAGGAGCAUGAUCUCUAUAGAGGCUCCAAAGUUAUUGAAGGUUUUUUGGGAUGCAGGUUUUAACAUGAUAAAUAUAUAUAACUUUGCUACAAUUGCAAGAUUACCUCACCCUGAGAAUUUAGCAACGCCGAGUCUUCCACAGCCUGAGAAUUUCCCUAUGCAUAUGAGUCUUUCACAGAUAUCUGAGUUAAUAAAGAAAUAUUUGGUUCAAUCUCGAAAACUUGAUGAAUUAGAAUUAUAUAUUGCUGGAGCAUAUAAUCCUAAUAUGGACUACUUUUGGAUUUUGGAUAUUGCAAUGCCUUCUCAACAUCUCCAAAAACUUUCCCUAAUAAUUAGAAAUGGAGAUACGAAAAUAUCACAUAUAAAUGGUUAA
Messenger RNA from Lathyrus sativus (Indian pea), 1512 nucleotides. The record is from the annotation of a GenBank genome assembly. Lineage: Eukaryota; Viridiplantae; Streptophyta; Magnoliopsida; Fabales; Fabaceae.